This is a messenger RNA of Sabethes cyaneus, 982 nucleotides long. It is a transcript of the gene Chchd2, whose product is annotated as coiled-coil-helix-coiled-coil-helix domain-containing protein 10, mitochondrial. Gene Ontology annotation, biological process: mitochondrion organization. The record is from RefSeq and is a predicted model, not a curated record. The coding region runs from base 178 to 645 and encodes 155 amino acids. Gene Ontology annotation, cellular component: nucleus; mitochondrion. The transcript is spliced from 2 exons. Lineage: Eukaryota; Metazoa; Arthropoda; Insecta; Diptera; Culicidae.
AGUUGUUGUCAGAAAAUCGUGCAGUGAACUUGUGAAAAAAAGUUAUAUCAAAUUUAAACGAAUAGCUGUUGUGCAAUAUUAUAGCUCAAUCGUUCCAACAAUUAAUACGCCAAUUGCAUCAGAUAAUUGUGAAUUGAACUAAACGUUAAAACAAAGCGGAAACACUAAACAGCUAAAAUGCCACGACGUGGAAGGUCAGCUUCUCCCCCACCGGCUCAGCGCAGAUCUGCUCCGGUUGCUGCGGCGGCGCCGCCCCGUCCGGCUCCUAGCCAGCCAAUGGUGCAGCAUGCACCGACCUCGGCCGUUGCAGCCCCGAUGGCUGCCCCCAGCCAGGGCCCUGGGCUAAUGGCCCAGAUGGCCGCCACCGCUGGUGGCGUUGCGAUUGGAUCCGCUGUUGGACACACCAUGGGUCAUGCGAUUACCGGCAUGUUCAGCGGAUCCGACUCGAAGGAAGCCGCUCCCGCUCCCGUUGGUCAGGCUGCUGCUCCGGUGCAGCAGUACCAGCCGGAAACGGGCAACGCUGGCGGACCGUGCGCCUGGGAGAUCAAGCAGUUCCUGUCCUGUGCCCAGGGUCAGGCCGAUCUAACCCUGUGCGAAGGGUUCAACGAGGCACUGAGGCAGUGCAAGAUGCAAAAUCACAUGUAAAAAAAUGGAGCGAUCGGUUCUCGAUCGAAGGCAGAAAGCACAGUGAUUUGGCCCCGCAGUAGUAAUGUCGAAUUCGGAGGAAGUGCUCCGAAAAAAAAACAAUAAAAUUGUGUAGUCUGUUAAUCUGUAGUGUUCGUUUUCAUGAUUUUAGUGAGUUUGCAAAAUGAGAAUAAAAGGCAAAUUGAAAUAGUGGCCAAAUUAUUCUGGGUUAUCCUUCAUAGGUGUACUAAAGUUUUUAUUUUUAAUCAUCCUUUAAACCUCAAUGAAUUGCAAUGACUAGAGUAGAGUUCUGUAUUUUAAUAUUUUUAAUUGAAAGCAAAUAAAUACUAGCGUAGAG